This is a messenger RNA of Carcharodon carcharias (great white shark), 1646 nucleotides long. RefSeq names its product phosphoribosyl pyrophosphate synthetase-associated protein 2 (gene prpsap2). Gene Ontology annotation, cellular component: ribose phosphate diphosphokinase complex; cytoplasm. The transcript is spliced from 11 exons. Gene Ontology annotation, biological process: 5-phosphoribose 1-diphosphate biosynthetic process; purine nucleotide biosynthetic process. Gene Ontology annotation, molecular function: magnesium ion binding; ribose phosphate diphosphokinase activity. The record is from RefSeq and is a predicted model, not a curated record. Lineage: Eukaryota; Metazoa; Chordata; Chondrichthyes; Lamniformes; Lamnidae. The coding region runs from base 153 to 1286 and encodes 377 amino acids.
UUUAGGGGCACCUUAAAAUGGGCGCUGAGCUAAUUCGGAUGGUGAAGGGGAUCUUUCCAGCAAGUCACAUGUGACAGGAACUGCAGUAGACCCGCUGUGGCUUUGCAAGUGUUUAGAAUAUGCUGCUCGAUGGAGGGAGAUGCAGCUGGUGAAUGUCAUUGGCCGGUGGGGUUAAAAACAUCCAGAGGGGAAACUUAGAGGAUCCAUCAGCCAUGAAUGUAACUAAAGGUGGCCUGGCGCUGUUCUCUGCCAACUCGUGUACAGCCUACACAGAAUUGGCCAGGAAGAUUUCAGAGCGACUUGGCGUAGAACCGGGUAAAGUUCAAGUCUACCAAGAAGCUAACCGAGAAACAAGAGUACAGAUUCAGGAGUCUGUCAGAGGAAAGAACGUGUUUAUUAUUCAGACCGUUUCAAAGGAUGUCAAUACCACCAUUAUGGAACUUCUUAUUAUGAUCUAUGCCUCUAAGACCUCGUGUGCCAAGAAUAUCAUCGGUGUAAUCCCUUACUUCCCAUACAGCAAGCAAUGUAAAAUGAGGAAACGAGGCUCCAUUGUGUCCAAGCUUCUGGCAUCCAUGAUGUGCAAAGCUGGCUUGACUCACUUGAUUACAAUGGAUUUGCAUCAGAAAGAAAUCCAAGGAUUUUUCAAUAUUCCAGUUGAUAACCUGCGAGCGUCCCCAUUCCUGUUACAAUACAUUCAAGAAGAGAUCCCAGAUUACAGAAAUGCGGUCAUUGUUGCGAAGUCCCCAGCAUCUGCCAAAAGAGCACAGUCUUUUGCUGAGCGGUUACGUUUAGGAAUUGCAGUGAUUCAUGGUGAAGUGCAAGAUGCAGAGUCAGAUUUAGUAGAUGGCCGACAUUCGCCACCUACAGUGAAAAAUGCAGCAGCCAUACACCCCAGUCUGGAAAUCCCUAUGGCCAUUCCAAAGGAAAAACCUCCAAUCACAGUCGUUGGAGAUGUAGGAGGAAGAAUAGCUAUUAUUGUGGAUGACAUAAUUGAUGACGUUGAUAGCUUUUUAGCAGCUGCAGAUACGUUGAAGGAGAGGGGAGCUUACAAAAUCUAUGUAAUGGCAACCCACGGUCUUUUGUCAUCUGAUGCGCCCAGGUUGAUAGAAGAAUCAGCAAUUGAUGAGGUGGUAGUAACCAAUACAAUCCCGCAUGAAAUCCAGAAACUCCAGUGCCACAAAAUAAAGACCGUUGACAUCAGCAUGAUCUUGUCUGAGGCCAUUCGCAGAAUCCACAAUGGUGAAUCAAUGUCAUAUCUAUUCCGAAAUAUUGGUAUGGAUGAUUGAAAUGGUGUUCCCUAAGGCCAACUCGAAGUGUACCUUUACUUAACUUGGCAAGGAAGUGUCGUGAUUCACUGGUGCAAAACCUUAAGUUUCUAUAAAAAGAGGCCAACUUUGUAAAGUGAAUUUUUAGGAAACAAUGCUGAAUAUGAAGACUUAACUAUAUGAUACUUCAGAUUUCCUUGCUAUUUUGUAAGCUCAGAAGUAUGACCAAAAUCCCUCUUUGUUUUAAUUGCUUUUGUAUUUAGGAGUAUUGUACUGUGUUUUGCAUAUCGUAACUACAUUUUUGCUCUCGAAGAUAAUCUGCUCCAGGCUGAGAUGGCAGCACAAUAAAGAGUAAUAAACAUAAAUACGUGAAAUAGCCAA